AUGAGCACUACCCCAAAAGACAGGGAGAGAAACAGCCCCAUGAGCUCCUCCGAGGGUCUCAGUGGUUCUCUGAGUCCACGAUUAGUGAGACCGACGGCGCCUCCGGUUAAGAAACAGCGCUCCUCCUCGAUGAAUUCCGUCGGCUCAAAUCACUCCUCCCAUCAGCGAAGCAUGUCUAUCAUAAGUCUCGAGCUGCCACGGAACCUGAUUAUUUCGGUGGAUGAUAACUUUUUGAAACCGUCCCGCAACGAUAGCACCGCCAGCUUGAGCUCCAUGGGCGUGGCGCUGCCCAAUGAGCCGGCUAAGGAUAACUACAUCAUAACUCAUAGGCACAAGCUCCGUCACAAGAACAACACCAGCGCCAUAAUGCUGGACGAGGACUCGGAGCUGGAGAUCCAGAUCGGCAAGGCCCGCUGGCGCCGCAAUUCCAGCGAGAAGCGCGUGUCGUCGUUGCUGAGUGUCAAGAAGGACUACAAGUUCAAGUUUGACAAGAAGAAGUCCAAGAGCCACCUGGCCACUUCCAACCCGCAACCCAGCGUGUCGUUCACACAUCCUCCUGCGGCGGCGGUCCUCGAAGAUCCCGUCUCGCUGCCUCUUUCCCUCCAUGAAGCAUCUUUCCCCUCACUCACAAAUGUUCUCCACCAUCAGCAUCAUCAAAACCAGCACCUGCAUUCCUCCCAGCAUCAGAACACUAACCAGUCACCUCCACCGCCACCCCCUCACCUGCCGAGCACCCUAUGGGGCCAGAACUCUCUGAAGUCACAGUCUCCAGGAAGCAUAAGCCCAGACGAUACUGAAAUUCUGGGCCAAUUGCGUACUCCAAGCAAGAAGGUCCGCAGCUCCUCUAUCACUCAGUCCAUGUUCUUGAAGAGGCGCAUGCUUCUCCUGAAAGACCUCCAAUUGGAGUUGCUCGAGCUGAAUGCCUCUCCAAACUCAUCUCCAAACGUCAUGAGCUCCGACACGAAAUUUCCCACCCCAGCACUGCCCCAGCCCCACAGACCCGGCCUGAGUAUCAUCGACGACAAUGUCUCUCCAUCACAAACCUUUAAUCCACUUCGAGCUCUCCGUUCGCCAUCUCCUCCACCUCAAUGCUUCUUUGCAGAAGAGACCAGCACGAGGCAGCAGAACAAACUCAUAACCGAGCUCAACCGAAAGUGGAACAAAGGUGUGUUUGACUCAUCAGAGAAACGUCCUGAACUCAAAGAUCCUUUGAUGGCAGUACCAGCCCCAUCAAGGAAAAGGGAUCGUUCCGAGCUGGUGUCCAGUUCGGACAGCCAUGCUAUCUACUAA
Molecule: messenger RNA, 1290 nt
Organism: Candidozyma duobushaemuli
Lineage: Eukaryota; Fungi; Ascomycota; Pichiomycetes; Serinales; Metschnikowiaceae
Exons: 1
Coding region: 1-1290 (429 amino acids)
Source: RefSeq, a predicted model, not a curated record